Paramacrobiotus metropolitanus is the source of this 1087-nucleotide messenger RNA. Its product is annotated as thioredoxin-2-like. The record is from RefSeq and is a predicted model, not a curated record. The transcript has 2 exons. Bases 295 to 618 code for a protein of 107 amino acids. Gene Ontology annotation, molecular function: protein-disulfide reductase activity. NCBI's taxonomy places the organism in Eukaryota, Metazoa, Tardigrada, Eutardigrada, Parachela, Macrobiotidae.
CAAACUGCGAAGUCUCACUUGGCAAGCUUGCGUGACGGAGUGAAUUUUAUUUGACUGUUCCUUUUUCCUGGGAAGACGAAGCAGUGGCUUUAUCAUUCCUGUCAGUUGUCUGGAUUUGCAUUUGCCACGACGUUCGUCCGGUGAUACAGUGCUAUACAGUAUCUGCGGAGUUUUGCGUUGGAGAAGCGAGAAGUCAGAAGUGGGCUGUUUGGCAGCAUCGAUCGUUUGCGAGUUUGUGUUUGAUCGGUUGAGGGCGACGCAUCCGUGACAGCAGUGUGAUACUCUGGUUGAGAGAUGGCUCCCAAGCUGGAACACAUCAGCGAGAAGGCCAAGCUGGACAAGAUCCUGAAGGACGCGGGCAGCAAGCUGGUGGUGAUCGACUUCCACGCCACCUGGUGCGGCCCGUGUCGCCAGAUCGGGCCCAAGUUCGAGGAGUUCUCCGAGAAGUUCGACGCCGUCUUCCUCAAGGUCGACGUCGACGAGUCGGAAGACAUUCCCUCCGAGUACGAGAUCAGCGUCAUGCCGACGUUCGUGUUCAUCAAGAACGGGAAGACGGUGGACACGUUCUCGGGCGCCAACGCCAGCAAACUGGAGGAGAUGAUCAAGAAGAACUUGUAGGCGAAUCAGAUCACUUUUAUCGGUCGCCUGUCCUGUCCCGUCGCAGCCGCAGUCCACCUUCCUUCCGCACGACUAACGUUCACUGCAGCGCUGCGGACGGGUCUUGUUCGUGUCUUACUAAUUAUCCCUCGCAAAAUCGCCUCGCCACUCCACCGAGUUGGAUGGAUCGUUCCUCUUGCACUUCCAUUGUUUUUGGCACAUUUCGUGUUUGUUGACGGGCUUUUUCUGCUUUUUAUUUCCUCGCCGCGGCAGUCGGCACUCACCAUUGCUGCUUACACUCUCACUGACUGUGCGUUCAUUCUUAGUGUUUGAUUAACAAGUAACAAGUACUGGCGGUACAGGCCUUUUUAUCAGUCAGCUCUCUCUAGUUUUGUGGGUAUUAAUUUUAUGCGAAUAAUUUCCGCCUGAUCGUUAACGAGGGGCACUGCUACACAAAUGUUCCUUUUUUGAUUAAAUUAUCUUCGCUUUA